AUGACAAAAAGUAUCAUCGCUUCUGAGCCUCCCAGCGCCGAAUCGUCCGGCAGGCUACCCUGGAAGAUAUUGGGACAAACGACCGGAUUCCCAAACCAAGACCAGGAGCUCUGGUGGCUAAACACAGCCCCUCUGCUCAACGAAUUUCUGGCCGAGUGCCAAUAUGACGUCCACUUGCAGUACCAAUACCUCACGUUCUUCCGCCACCAUGUCAUUCCUGUUCUAGGGCCCUUCUUUGCCCCAGGGACGACUCCAAACUUCGCCAGCAGACUCAGCAAGCACGGCCACCCUCUUGAUUUCAGCGUCAAUUUCCAGGAGUCCGGUGCAACAGUCCGAAUGAGCCUGGGGGCCAUCGGUAGCUUUGCUGGCUUGCAGCAGGAUCCGUUGAACCAGUUCAGGGCGAGAGAAGUUCUCGACAAGCUAGCCAUCUUGUACCCAACCGUGGACUUGCAGUUGUUCAAACACUUCGAGUCUGAGUUUGGCAUCAACCACGCCGACGCGCUGAAGGUAGCAGCCAAGCUCCCUAAACUAGACCGGGCAACGAAAAUGAUCGCGAUUGAUAUGUUAAAGAACGGGUCCAUGACAUUCAAAGUCUACUACAUGGUUCGAUCUAAGGCGGCUGCAACUGGACUCCCUGUGCAUACCGUCCUCUUCAACGCCGUUCAACGUCUGGGAUCAGCAUUUGAGCCUGGAUUGUCUCUGCUGAAACAGUUCCUCUCUCCGCUAUGUGAUGCUGGGGAAACGGAUCUGGGUCUGCUGAGUUUCGAUUGCGUUCCUACCGAAUCCUCACGCAUCAAGCUCUACGCUAUCAAGCAGGUCGGGUCCCUGGACGCCAUCCGGAAUCUCUGGACCCUCGGGGGCACUAUGGAUGAUCCGACGACUAUGAAGGGUCUCGCAGUACUGGAACAUGUUUGCGAGCUGCUCCAGUUCGGCUGGUCAGGCGAUUCCCGUGUCCAGCCCAUAUUGUUCAACUAUGAAAUUAAAAAGGGAUCGACCCCGAAGCCACAGAUAUACAUCCCUCUAGCCGACAGAUAUGACGAGUUCGACGCUGCCAAACUGAAGGCAGUUUUCCAAGAUCUGGACUGGAAGCGAGUCCCAUUCUAUCAAGAUACUGGGAAAGACUUGGCUUCAGUUUUGUAA
Aspergillus terreus NIH2624 is the source of this 1140-nucleotide messenger RNA. RefSeq lists its product as uncharacterized. Lineage: Eukaryota; Fungi; Ascomycota; Eurotiomycetes; Eurotiales; Aspergillaceae. Bases 1 to 1140 code for a protein of 379 amino acids. The transcript has a single exon. Gene Ontology annotation, biological process: alkaloid metabolic process. The record is from RefSeq and is a predicted model, not a curated record. Gene Ontology annotation, molecular function: transferase activity, transferring alkyl or aryl (other than methyl) groups.